Messenger RNA from Ceratosolen solmsi marchali, 1842 nucleotides. RefSeq names its product vanin-like protein 1. The record is from RefSeq and is a predicted model, not a curated record. NCBI's taxonomy places the organism in Eukaryota, Metazoa, Arthropoda, Insecta, Hymenoptera, Agaonidae. The transcript is spliced from 7 exons. Gene Ontology annotation, molecular function: hydrolase activity, acting on carbon-nitrogen (but not peptide) bonds, in linear amides. The coding region runs from base 34 to 1611 and encodes 525 amino acids.
UAUACAAUUUAUAUAUUUAAAAAAAUAUAAAACAUGAAGAUCGUUUGGAGAUUGGGAAUUGUGCUGCUAUAUCCAUUACUAAUAAAAGUGCCUCCGAAUACAUGCUCGCUAAGUUAUACUGCGGCAGUUGUCGAAUACACUCCGAUUUAUAAAUCGGACGAACAAGUUAAUAUAGCAAAUUUGAACACAAAGCAUUAUAUAAAAAUUAUAGAGAAAGCCGUUGAAUACUCUGUCGAUAUUUUAAUAUUUCCUGAAUCGAGCUUAUCAAUUUCCAAUUCGAAAAAUUUAACGGUUCGACGAAGUGAAGCCGCUUCUUAUAUUCCAGAUCCGCAAGAUAAAAUUGUUCCUUGUAACGAUGCGAAUAAUUAUCCUGAUUCUCUAAAGAACAUAUCAUGUGCGGCAUUAAAGCAUAAGUUAUAUAUAGUGAUAAAUCAUCGUGAAAAAUUUGAUUGCGUUGGAGAUAAUUGCUCGGACGAUGGCUUGCUCAUUUAUAACACUAAUGUCGUUUUUAAUCGAAAUGGUGAGGUUAUUGCUAGAUACAGGAAGUACAAUCUGUUUGGUGAGCUUGAUACAAACAGGACGCUGGAACCGAUUAUCUCAACUUUUGAGACUGACUUUGGCGUCACUUUUGGCCAAAUCAUCUGCUUCGACAUUAUGUUUAAAACGCCGACGCUAAAUCUUGUUCACGAUUUGGGAAUAAGGGAUAUUAUAUUUUCAUCACAUUGGUAUUCAGAAAUGCCGUAUUUAUACAGUGUUCAACUACAAGCAAGUUGGGCAUUUGCCAAUGACAUAAAUCUGCUAUCUUCUGGAUAUAAUAAUCCAAAAACUGCUAGCGGAGGCAGUGGAAUUUAUAUUGGUCGAAACGGAUACGUCAAAAUUAUUUUGGAAAAUAAGAGAUCUAACGUUCUUUUUGUAUCGGAAGUUCCAAAAGUCAUUGAUGGAAAACGUCUAUUAAAUAUUAAUGCUGAAAGGGUCAAAAUUUAUAAUUUCUCCAAAUCCGAAAUUAGUACGACAGAGCCUGAUGUCUAUGAGAAAUAUUUUCACCUUAUUGAUGAUCUUAAUCCUUAUACUACCGAAUUAAUUAAUACGGAAUCGAGAUUGAGCUCUUAUGAGAAAACAAUAUGCGAUCGGAAUGUCUGUUGCGAAUUAAAAUUAAAAUUUCAAUUUCAUAAAUCUACGGCUAAUAAGAGUUCUUCUAAUUAUUAUAGAUACCGAGCAGCUGUUUUUAAUGGGACGCGGACUUUUAGUGGUUUUGCAACUGGUGGCGUUACAGUUUGUGGAAUAAUUUCUUGUAUCAAUAAUACUCUGCGCAGCUGUGGAAAAAUAUUUGAUCAAAAUGUAUAUGCUGACGCAUCAACGACUUUUCAGUCGAUAAACAUUUCAAUGAAAAAUAUCGAUUCUCAAAACAAUAUAAUUAUGCCAAUAAGCAUUGCAAAAAAUAUGCUACCAUUAAACGUAACCGAUUUCACAUUUCAAUCUGUGAAUCUUAAAAACACUACGACUUACAAUAUGAAUUUGCAAAAUCCAAGGGAUGAUUUACUCACUUUUUCUAUUUAUGGACGAAAUUUUGAUUUGGAUUCGUUAAAUAAAACGGGCAUUGAUUCGAAGUAACAUUUACAAUUUUUUCAGAUCAUUAAUUAUGGAAGUUGAAUCGACAUGUAAACGUGUUGAUUUGUAUUAAUAGAGCAUUAGUAAAUAUGAAUUAAUAAAAAUUUCAUUCGGCCAUAAUGGUAAUUUGAAAAUAUAUCCAUUCGGACGAUCAAUUACUAGUGAAUUUAUUUCAACGUCUUAAAACGUAUAUGUACAUCGAGUUAUGCUGUUUAAAUAACUAAUAAUUUAAUG